Messenger RNA from Trichoplusia ni (cabbage looper), 705 nucleotides. RefSeq lists its product as uncharacterized. The record is from RefSeq and is a predicted model, not a curated record. The transcript has a single exon. Bases 58 to 450 code for a protein of 130 amino acids. Lineage: Eukaryota; Metazoa; Arthropoda; Insecta; Lepidoptera; Noctuidae.
CUGGAGCACGUAAAAAUUGCAGACUUCUCUGUUGCUGCCGUACGGAGGUGCCAUAGGAUGGGCCGCAAUAACAACGGGAGCAAACCACGACCAAUACUCCUCAAGUUAAGGGACGCGGAAGUUAGAGAUAGGAUUUGGUUCGAGAAGACGAAGUUGAAGGGUUCCGGCAUCACUUUGUCAGAAUUUCUGACGAAGACGCGGCACGACGCUUUCAUGAUGGCACGUGAGAAGUUCGGCAUCUCCAACUGCUGGACACAGCGAGGCGAGGUGUUUGUACUGGGUGCCGACGGUACCAAGCGCCGGGUUCUCAGCACACGAGAUGUUAUUGCGAUAGCUGAUUCUCCAGAGGGCCCUGUCAAGCACGUCGCAACAUCUCCAGCUUCUGUAUCGCCCGCCAUAGUCGCUGCUGCUGUACCACGAAAGAAGCGGGCUGUGGCAGUUAGGAAAUAGUGGUUGCAGGUGUAUUCCGAGUCCGCAUGGCUGCUUCACGGUAACCUUUUACUUUGUCCGUAUUCCAUAACUUUAGUAAUUCAUUCAUAUUAGAUUUUAUUUCAUGGCAAAACACGUAAAAUUUGACAAAGUUUUCUCAUUUACCUUUAUUUUUAUGCUUUAAAACUUAUCGUUGAACGAUUUUAACCGUUAUUACGUUUUUCAAUUAGUUUAUGACAAGCACUAUUUUCCCGUAUCAACUGUCACCUAUGUAAU